GUCGAAUGUAGAUCCAUCAUCCAGAGGCAUUUGCACUUAACUCUACAUUGUCGGAGUGCGACUUGUACCACGAUUUUUUUGUGUGGCAAUCCCUUCCGUGUAUGGGAAGAUACAACGCCAGUGCUGUGGCCAGUCAGAAUCGACACGAGAACAGGUCGUUCAUGCAUCGAUCAAUUAUAAGAUAUUAAUCACUUAAGAAUCGAUUAUUCCUUUCCAUAUUUCGACAUGUCGGGUAGCAAAAUUUUCCGUUCUCAGCCCAUGGCGCUUUGCCAGGUUAUUAUUCCCAGCGAAGUUGCAUAUGAAGCUUUGGGUGAGUUGGGAGAAUUGGGCCUGGCUAUGUUCAAUGAUCUCAAUACAAACAUGAACACGUUCUCGCGGACGUAUGUGAAGGAAAUAAGAGAGCUCGAUGAUAUCGACAGACAACUGCGGUACAUCUCUAAACAAGUGGAGGAUGUGAAGAUUGUGGAAAGCGUCGAUAGGGAUCUGUUGACCGUGAAUGCGCAUGAGAAGGUGUGUUGGGAGUAA
Messenger RNA from Sphaeroforma arctica JP610, 525 nucleotides. RefSeq lists its product as hypothetical. Gene Ontology annotation, molecular function: ATPase binding; proton-transporting ATPase activity, rotational mechanism. Gene Ontology annotation, biological process: proton transmembrane transport; vacuolar acidification. The coding region runs from base 226 to 525 and encodes 99 amino acids. Gene Ontology annotation, cellular component: vacuolar proton-transporting V-type ATPase complex; proton-transporting V-type ATPase, V0 domain. NCBI's taxonomy places the organism in Eukaryota, Ichthyosporea, Ichthyophonida. The record is from RefSeq and is a predicted model, not a curated record. The transcript is spliced from 2 exons.